Penicillium crustosum is the source of this 828-nucleotide messenger RNA. RefSeq lists its product as uncharacterized. The record is from RefSeq and is a predicted model, not a curated record. Bases 1 to 828 code for a protein of 275 amino acids. NCBI's taxonomy places the organism in Eukaryota, Fungi, Ascomycota, Eurotiomycetes, Eurotiales, Aspergillaceae. The transcript has a single exon.
AUGGCAACACACACAGAAUCAUACUCAACACUGCCAUCAGCUCGUCAAAGCAAAAUGAAAAUCGACGCCUUACUCAACCCAGGCGAUGGAGAAAUCUCUCCACGAACUCAACACGCCUCAAUCCCACCAUCCCACCGCCACAGCUAUCACCAGCAACCCUCACCAAGCUUCCCUCCAAGCCCAAACUACUGGUACAACCGCUCUUAUCACGACACCAGCUCAGGCGCACUCUCAAGCACAACAACAACCACCACCCAGAGCACUAGCACAAACGCCAGUCACCACAGUGUAAACCCUUCUCAAUCCCACCAGAUGUUCUUCACCUACCGCCCCUCAAACAGCGCAAACGCACACCGCGCAAGCGCAAGCACAAACCAAAGCUCGUUGUCCGCGCCCUCUUCGCCGGACCCUUACCAUCCCCGCGAGCGCUACUCAAGCGUCUCGAGUUCGUCUUCGACGAACGGCGACCGUCGUCGUCCUCCCCGUCCAAAGUACGAGGAAGAGGAAAUGUACUUCAUCUGGUACCACCGUGUCGAUCUGUGUCAGGAGUGGAAGGAGGUCCGGGAGGCUUUCAAUCGCCAGUUCCCGGACCGUCAGAGACGUGGCUUCCAGGGUAUCCAGUGCAAGUUUUAUCGCUUCAUUAAGGAGAAGAAGUGUCCGACUCUGCGUGAGCAGAGGCGGAUGCGGGAUGGGGAGUUCCUGAGAGAAGGGGCUUCGGCUGCGCUUGCUGGGGAUCAUGGAGCAGCGCCCAAGUUUGGGGUUAGGGAAUAUACUAAUGUUUGGUAUCCUUGGAUGAGGAAGGAAGGGGAUGUUGCGUUGCGACGGUGA